Molecule: messenger RNA, 3278 nt
Organism: Haliotis rubra (blacklip abalone)
Lineage: Eukaryota; Metazoa; Mollusca; Gastropoda; Lepetellida; Haliotidae
Product: protein RNA-directed DNA methylation 3-like
Exons: 3
Coding region: 1-561 (186 amino acids)
Source: RefSeq, a predicted model, not a curated record
AUGAGAGUCAGUGGUCAGACUCAGUGGUCGAUGAGACUCAGUGGUCAGACUCAGUGGUCGAUGAGACUCAGUGGUCAGACUCAGUGGUCGAUGAGACUCAGUGGUCAGACUCAGUGGUCGAUGAGACUCAGUGGUCAGACUCAGUGGUCAGACUCAGUGGUCGAUGAGACUCAGUGGUCGAUGAGACUCAGUGGUCAGACUCAGUGGUCGAUGAGACUCAGUGGUCAGACUCAGUGGUCGAUGAGACUCAGUGGUCAGACUCAGUGGUCGAUGAGACUCAGUGGUCAGACUCAGUGGUCGAUGAGACUCAGUGGUCAGACUCAGUGGUCGAUGAGACUCAGUGGUCAGACUCAGUGGUCAGACUCAGUGGUCGAUGAGACUCAGUGGUCGAUGAGACUCAGUGGUCAGACUCAGUGGUCGAUGAGACUCAGUGGUCAGACUCAGUGGUCGAUGAGACUCAGUGGUCAGACUCAGUGGUCGAUGAGACUCAGUGGUCAGACUCAGUGGUCGAUGAGACUCAGUGGUCAGACUCAGUGGUCGAUGAGACUCAGUGGUCGAUGAGACUCAGUGGUCAGACUCAGUGGUCGAUGAGAGUCAGUGGUCGAUGAAACUCAGUGGUCAGACUCGGUGGUCAGACUCAGUGGUCGAUGAGACUCAUUGCACCCUGAUGGAAGAUACAAACCCAAACACUAGAUGUCACUGUCGUAUAGCAGGAAUAUCACUGAGAGUGGCAUCACACAGCUAAAUGGUGUCACAAUAGGAACUGAAAUGUGUGAAUGUAAACAAGUAGAUAUGUCUUGUCACUGAUUACAAGUGUUAAUCUUGCUCAUCACACAAACAGUGCAUAUAUUUCCACUAUUGAGAUCCAAGGCCCUUUGUUCUACCGUUUUGACCAUGUCAGGGACAGGUUUAGUCAAAGACCUUGCCCUUGUUCUCUCCGUAUCUGUGAUGGGGACAGUUUAGUUGAGAAUCUUUAUGAUGCUCAAAUGUACUGGUUACUAACCAUCACCUGAAACUGUGCGUUUAUUUCAAACUUUCAGAUUUCACCCAGUCCUUAUAGAGCAGGCUGUUUUAAGAGAGAUUAGGAGACACGUUAUGCAUGAACAAGUUCUUUAAUCAGAUGGUGCUCAUCCAUAAAGUUUGUCGUUAUCUGAUUCACCAACUUCUGAACAGGCCAAUAAAAGAAUUUGUUUAAAGAGAAGUUAUGGUCUGGAAAAUAUUGGAUCAUAUAUCAAUCUUACCUCCUUCAUCCAUGCGGGCGGUGGGGUUGCCUAAUGGUUAAAGUGUCCGCUCGACAUGCCGAAGACCCGGGGUUCGAUUCCCCACAUGGGUGCAAUGUGUGAAGCCCAUUUCUGGUGUCCCCCGCCGUGAUAUUGCUGGAAUAUUGCUAACAGCGGCGUAAAACCAUACUCACUCACUCCUUCAUCCAUGCCUUAUGAAGUGAGCUCUUAUUAGAGGAAAUAUCAUCUGGAACAUGUGGGUAGGCCUGUUAUUGCUGUCUGUCUUUGUUAAACACUCAUUGAGCAAAGUCAAACACCUUGCAUAUUCAUCAAAAUAUAUGUUACCAGGUAUGUUUAGUAUUUUUUGUUUAUGUUCAAAGUUUAUUUUUAGUUAUUUAUAUUAAAAGAAUCCAAACAAAUUCAUCAUACAGAUACUGUGUCAUUGGCUGUGGACAGUUGACAAGCCUUAUUUGUGUAUUAGAUCAUAGUACAAGAUAUAAUAUUUAUUUGUUUGCUAAUGUUUUUGUAUGAACUACUUACUGACAGCACUUACAAUACUUAACAAAUUAAAUGUUAGUAUUAGUAAUGAUGCAAAAGCUAAUGCUGAACCUGAUGCACAUUCAACUAUUUGUUGAGAUUUGGUAAAUGUUCUCACGAAAUAGUGUGCAAAGGGAGACAACUUAGGAGAGCCUUCAUAACACAAGGAGCUAUCAACUACUCUCUAGAGAUAUCUGUGUCCAUGGUAUUGCCUUGUUUCAGAGAUCAUGUGAUAAGAUCUUAUUGUAUGGUCUGUGCUUGUAUUAAUCAAUUUUCAUAUACAAUUCAGCAUAUUGCUGUCUAUAUGUCAGUGUUAAAUUCAGCAAAAUAUGUCUGGAAAUGUGUUUCUGUUUUGUUAAAAGUCAUUCCUAUGAUUGUAUUGCUUUAAUAAUAAUCACAUUCCAUAAUCCAUCAUAAAAUGUUAAAAUUGUUUACAAGAUAAUCAAAUUUUCAAAGAUGCUUUAACUGAAGACAGUGUACAGAGCCGUCUCACUGAGAGGAUCAACUCAUUGUUUAUAAUAAUCAAAAGGGCAAUAAUAAUCAUAAGUCCAAUUAUAUGCAUGAAUAUUUUGUCUGAAUCAAGGUGAAGCUUAGGCAAUGGCUUUCAUAUUUUCAUACAGUCACAGAUUCUACCAAAACCUACAAGCAGGAAAUAUAAAAAUACCUGGACAAUUUGUUUUUUCCAGAUGGACAGGAGUAACCACAAGAAUAAGUAGAAUGAGGACCUUGCUUUUAUGGAUAUACCACUUCUUUGUUCUGUAUAGGCGACAUUUCGACAUAGAUUCUAAUGUCAUUGUCAAGCAAGUUAGAAUCUAUGUCGAAACAAUGCCUUUACAGAAUAAAGAAGUCGUAUAUCCAUAAAAAAAAUAUUGUCUUCAUUCUUCAUUUCCUCAACUUCUAGAAUGCCAACCAAAGAAGACAAGAAUAAGUAUUUAUUUUGGCUGGUUAACAAGGCCCCCCAAAAAAGAAAUUGCUUUUGACGAAAAAACAUUUGGAUAAAUAAACCUUAAACCAUAACUAUCACAGUGACAACAUGUUUAAAAUAGUUUAUGUACUUUCAUAAUCUCUAUAGCAACCACAAAUGCAUCCUGACUGAUGACCAUUCAAACAUAUCACCAGUACCCACCGCUUGUAUUUGUAGACUAGCUCAGUCAGUGUUAAGUGACAUAAUUCAAGUGAUUUUAAGCAUCUUCAAAAUUAGAUAUUAUCUUAUUAUGCAAAAUAUACAAACUGGUAUAUUUUUAGCAGAUGACUGAUUAGUAUAGAUACUGUUAAUGGAAGGUAAACAUUUGAUGUAGUAAUAUGAAAUGAUCUGGUGUUUCUAAAUUCUUUUGAGUAGUAUAUUCUACGAUUUCUUUCAAUGAAACUGUGUUAAUCAAGAAUGAUGUUUCUCACCCAGGUUACCAAAUCAGGUUGCAGAGUUACUUGUUUCUGUGUGUUGUCAUUCCAAGCAGUAAUCAUGUAAUAGGUUGGCUCUUAUUCCGAUUACUGAGAUCCAGAAUAAAGAGGUUUCACACUGUA